Messenger RNA from Acaulospora morrowiae, 1464 nucleotides. Lineage: Eukaryota; Fungi; Glomeromycota; Glomeromycetes; Diversisporales; Acaulosporaceae. The record is from the annotation of a GenBank genome assembly.
AUGAUAUUUUACGCAGAUUUGGGUGAAGAUUUUAAACAACUUUAUGAAAAUAGAGAAAACUGUGAUGUGAAAAUUUAUGCUGGUGAAAAGCUUGAGGAACUUCAAACCCAUUCGCUAUUAUUGCGAGCUCGUUCUCCCUAUUUCAGCGGUGCGCUUUCACAAGAAUGUACAAAGGAUCAACAUGGUUACUUUAUCUUCAGAUUUCCUACUAUUUCCGCUUCGACAUUUGAAGUGAUUCUUAGGUACAUUUGUUGCGGGAUUAUAGACCUUCAUGAACUACAUGGUACUGAGAUUUUAAAGGUUUUGAUCCCCGCAGAUGAACUCGGACUUCAAAAAUUUAUCAUUUAUGUCCAGAAAUUUUUAAUCGAGAAUCGUGUUGAUUUUUUACGAGAGGAUCCCGGGAGAAUUUUGCAGACUAUAACUUAUCAUGAAGCAUUUGAUGACCUUAAAAAAUUUUGCUUAGACACCAUCCUCGCCGAUCCGGUCAUCAUAUUUGGUUCAAAUAAAUUCCUCACACUAGAAGAAAACGUAUUAUUACCGAUUUUUAAAUGUGACGAGUUGUCGAUGGACGAAAUCGAAAUCUGGAAUUGCGUUAUUAAGUGGGGAAUAGCACAAGAUCUAGAACUCAAAGACAAUGUUGAAAACUAUAAAGAUCAAGAUUUCAAAGCUUUAGAAGAAAAGAUACAGAAUUUUAUUCCUCUAAUUCGGUUUCAUGAAAUUUCCAUGGGGGAUUUUUACUUUAGGGUCUGGCCCUUUGAAAAGAUUCUACCUGAAGAACUUGUGGAUGAUAUUCUCCGUUGUUAUAUGGUUUCCAAAGCCACACCACGCUUUAAUGCAUAUCCUUCGAGGAUUUCUUUCUCUUCUACCUUAAUUGAUAAAAAGCAUCUUAUUUUAUUUGCAAGCUGGAUUGAUCAAAAAUCUGAAAAUUAUACAAAGUUUGAACAAAUUCCUUACGAGUUUCCAGUUAUUUACCGGGCCAGCAGAGAUGGGAAUAAAUCCAUCAUGUUUCGUCAGAAAUGUAACAAUCAAGGAGCUACUAUUGUGGUAGGCAAGAUUCAAAAUUCAGAAAUGUUUGUGGGCGGGUAUAAUCCACUAAGUUGGACCGGCAAUGAUCAAUACAGCUGUUCAUCCGAAAGCUUCAUAUUUUCGAUUAACAACGAUGAUAAUUGUUUGGGCCGUCUAAAUGAAUGCGACAAUUAUAACAACUGUUCACUCGAUUACGACGAUUAUUGCGACGAUUAUGACAGUUAUUUUAAUUAUAAUAAUGAAACUUACGAAUACGAUCAAAGUAAUUGGGCAAUUUACGAUCACACAUCUUAUGGUCCAACAUUUGGGAAAGGCCAUGAUUUAUGUUGUCGUUUCGAUAGUUGGAUUAGUAACCCAGACACUUAUUGGUCCAUUGGCCUCCCAAAUCAAUAUUGUGUAUCCGAUUGGGAGGUUUUUAAGGUGGUAAAGAAGGGUUAA